Molecule: messenger RNA, 5737 nt
Organism: Pygocentrus nattereri (red-bellied piranha)
Lineage: Eukaryota; Metazoa; Chordata; Actinopteri; Characiformes; Serrasalmidae
Gene: hdlbpb
Product: high density lipoprotein binding protein b
Exons: 29
Coding region: 213-4004 (1263 amino acids)
Cellular component (GO): cytoplasm; nucleus
Molecular function (GO): mRNA binding
Source: RefSeq, a predicted model, not a curated record
CGUGGUUUGGUGAAUCGACUCGUUCGAGCGGAUCAGCAUCAGUGUGUUUACACUGUCAGCUGUCACCCAAAGCCAAGCGUUUGCUGCUUAUUUUUCGUCUGAUAAGGACUGAAAACACAGACUAACACUGAAGAGCUUACAGUAGCCCCUUUCAGGACGGACCCUCUGGUUUUUGACCCUUUGCAGCGAGAAAGCGGAUCAACUCUUGUAAUAUGAGCUCAGUGGCUGUAUUGACUCAGGAGAGUUUUGCUGAGCACCGUAGUGGGCUGAAGGACACUGAGAUCACAGGUGGUGUUCCUGAGGAUGAAGCGUACAUUCCCACCUACCUGGAGGCUUUUCCUCCUUUGCCAGACAAAGGCGCUCCAGGGGAGAGAUCAGGAGAGCCAGCAGGUGCUUGGAGCAAAAUUCGACCCAUCAAAGCCUCAGUCAUCACACAGGUUUUCCAUGUUCCACUGGAGGAGCGACGGUAUAAGGAUAACAGUCAGUUUGGAGAAGGUGAGGAGGCUAAGGUGUGCUUAGACAUCAUGCAGAAGACUGGAGCUCACAUUGAACUCUCUCUGGCUAAAGACCAAGGCCUUUCCAUCAUGGUGACUGGAAAGCUAGAUUCAGUCAUGAAAGCACGGAAAGAGAUUGUGGCUCGACUCCAAACCCAGGCCUCAGCCACCGUCGUCAUUCCGAAGGAACAUCAUCGAUUUGUGAUAGGAAAGAAUGGGGAGAAGCUGCAAGAGUUGGAACUGAAAACAGCCACCAAGAUCGCUAUUCCCCGUCCUGAUGACCCCAACACCAACAUACGUAUUACGGGCACCAAAGAGGGCAUUGAGAAAGCCCGGCAUGAGAUCCUUCUCAUCUCUGCAGAGCAGGACAAGCGUGCAGUGGAGCGUCUGUCUCUGGAGAAAGCCUUUCACCCAUUCAUUGCUGGUGCGUACAACCGGCUUGUCCAGGAGCUAAGCCAAGAGACGGGUGCUCGCAUUAGCAUCCCACCCCCCAGCCUGCUGAAGGAAGAGAUUGUCAUCACCGGGGAGAAGGAGGCAGUUGCCAUGGCAAUUGCCCGCAUCCGUGCCAUCUAUGAGGAAAAGAAGCGAAAAACAACCACAAUCUCAGUAGAGGUGAAGAAGUCACAGCACAAGUACAUAGUGGGGCCAAAAGGCAACACAUUACAUGAGAUCAUGGAGAGCACUGGAGUGUCAGUGGAGAUGCCGCCUCUGGAUUCUGGCUCUGAGACCAUCAUACUCAGAGGGGAGCCGGACAAACUGGGCCCGGCCCUAACACAAGUUUAUGCUAAGGCUAAGAGUGUAAUGGUGGUGGAAGUGACAGCGCCAGCAUGGCUUCAUCGAUUCAUCAUCGGCAAAAAAGGACAAAACAUCAGUCGCAUCACACAACAGCUCCCCAAGGUGCACAUAGAGUUUACGGAUGGAGAGGAGCGGAUCAGUCUGGAAGGCCCAACAGAGGAGGUGGAACAAGCUCAGGCCCAAAUACAGGAGAUUAUUAAAGACCUGAUGGCGAGGAUGGACUACACUGAGAUUAAUAUUGACCAGCGUUUUCACAGGCACCUCAUUGGCAAGAAUGGUGCUAAUAUAAACCGCAUCAAGGAGCAGUACAAAGUGUCAGUGCGGAUUCCUCAGGACUCGGACCGGUGCGGCCUGGUUCGUAUUGAGGGAGACCCUCAGGGAGUGCAGCUGGCACGCAGGGAGCUGGUGGACAUGGCCCAGCGCAUGGAAAACGAGCGCACCAAAGACCUGAUCAUAGAGCAGAAAUUUCAUCGUACCAUCAUUGGCCAAAAGGGUGAGAAGAUCAAAGAAGUGAGAGACAAGUUUCCAGAGGUCAUUAUCAACUUUCCAGAUCAGUCUCAGAAGAGUGACAUUGUGCAGCUCCGGGGACCCAAAAAUGAGGUGGAGAAAUGUGCAAAAUUUCUACAGAAACUUCUGGUUGAGCUGAUUGAAAGCAGCUACUCGAUAUCUGUGCCCAUCUUUAAGCAGUUCCACAAAAAUAUUAUUGGCAAAGGAGGUGCCAACAUCAAAAAGAUUCGUGAAGAGACCAACACAAAAAUUGAUCUCCCCACGGAGAACAGUGACUCUGAGAUGAUUGUGAUCACUGGCAAGAAAAGCAACUGUGAGGCAGCACGGGACAGGAUCCUUGCCAUCCAGAGAGAUCUGGCAAAUCUCAAGGAAACAGAGGUGACUAUUCCAGCUAAGCUGCAUAACUCUUUGAUUGGGUCAAAGGGUUGUCUUGUGCGUUCAGUGAUGGAGGAGUGUGGAGGUGUACACAUUCACUUUCCUGCUGAAGGCUCAGGGGUGGACAAGGUCACCAUCCGAGGUCCUGCAGGAGAGGUGGAGCGAGCCAGGAGACAACUACUACAGCUCGCUGAGGAGAAGCAAGUCAACAAUUUCUCAGUAGAGCUUCAGGCGAAACCCGAGUACCACAAGUUUCUGAUAGGCCGAGGAGGAGCAAAUAUUCGGCGUGUACGUGACCGAACGGGGGCUCGCAUCAUCUUUCCCUCGCCCGAUGAGCCUGAGCAGGAGCGCAUCACAAUUGUGGGUCGAGAGGAAGCAGUGAGGCUCGCACAGAAAGAGCUGGAGACCCUCAUCAAAAACCUGGAGGAUGUGAUUGAGGACAGUAUGGUUGUUGACCCACGACAUCAUCGUCACUUUGUUUGUCGGCGAGGGCAGGUCCUAAGAGAGCUUGCUGAAGAGUAUGGUGGGGUUGCCGUUAGUUUCCCUCGUACAGGCACACACAGUGACUGCAUCACUCUCAAAGGAGCCAGAGAGUGUGUGGAUGCUGCCAAGAGGCGCAUUCAGGAGAUCAUUCAGGAUUUGGAGUCUCAGGUGAGUGUGGAGGUGGUGGUUCCCCAACGUUUUCACAGAGCAGUAAUGGGACCUAAAGGCUGCAGGAUCCAACAGAUCACCCGAGAGCAUGAGGUCCAAAUUAAAUUUCCAGAGAGAGAAGAGUCUGCAACUCAGGACGCUUGUCCUGUGGAGAAUGGUAGCACCAGCCCAGAGGCAGACUCUGUGCCUCGCAAGUGUGACAUAAUCACUGUGACUGGACGGGUGGAGAAGUGUGAACAGGCACGAGCAGCCUUGCUAGCUCUGGUACCUGUGACGGUUGAUGUAGAGGUGCCGUAUGACUUGCACCGGUACAUCAUUGGGCAGAAAGGAAGCGGCAUCAGAAAAAUGAUGGAGGACUAUGAGGUGAACAUCUGGGUUCCUCAGCCGGAGCAGCAGUCAGAUGUCAUAAAGGUAACAGGGCAGGAGGCCAGUGUGGAGAGAGCCAGGCAAGCCCUGCUGGACAGAGUCAGAGAGCUGCAGGCAGAGCAAGAAGACCGGGCCUUGCGGAGUUAUAAGGUGACUCUCUCGGUUGACCCUAAAUAUCACCCCAAAAUCAUCGGCCGCAAAGGAGCAGUCAUCUCCCAGAUUCGUAAAGACCAUGAUGUCAACGUACAGUUCCCUGAUAAGGGCGAUGAGCAACAGGAUGUAAUAGUAAUCUGGGGAUAUGAGCGGAAUGUAGAGGAAGCAAAGGCAGCUAUAGAGCAGAUGGUGGCAGCAUUGCAGGAGAUGGUGAGUGAGGAUGUCCGGCUGGAUCACCGGGUCCAUGCACGCGUCAUCGGAGCACGUGGAAAAGCCAUCCGCAAACUAAUGGAAGAGUUCAAAGUUGAUAUAAGAUUUCCCCAGCCAGGCUCAGAAGAUCCAGACAAAGUGACGGUUACUGGUCUACCAGAGAAUGUUGAUAAAGCCAUCGACCAUCUCCUCAACCUGGAGGAAGAAUAUAUGUUAACGGUGACUGAGACAGAAACAUUGGCUGCCUAUAUGAAGCCUCCGUCUCGGGUUGUGGGAGUGGGUGGAGGGGAUGAAGAGAGCAGAGGGCCAGCUAAAGGCUUUGUGGUGCGGGAUGCACCCUGGAAUGUUUCAGGCAGCAAGGCCCCUGACAUGAGCAGUGCUGAGGACUUUCCUACAUUCGGAUCUGGAGUAGCACCAAAACAGACAUCUGCUUGGGGCCCCAAGAAAUUCUGAAAGAGUGAUGUAGCUUCCUCCCAGGAGUGAUCUUGUGCCCUUUUUACCCUUCUGUUUAGAUGCCAGGAGCAGUUUGAACAGGUGUGAACUCACUUAAGCAGCACUCAUGUGCCCCUUCUGUUCUUUUUGUUUUGGCCUUUGUUAAAGGAAUCUAUGUGUAGUUUUUAUAUUUUAUCGGAUCGUCCGUCAUUUAUGAGCUCAAAAUGUUUUUGAGUAGCUCCAAACUUCCAAAUAACUCCAGUGAUAUGUAUUGGCACUACCAAAACAACUCCGAAUGCUUUUGGGUGUGUGAAUAGUAAAAAGUCAAACCAAAAAGUCAAGAGAGCCCAUAGUUCACUGUGUGGGAGUUUUUUUUUUUCUUUCUUAGAAUGUCCUCCAUGGUUUUUACUGAAUUUUACUGAAGUCUGAGCCAGCUGAGCACAUCCUAGCAGCUCCAAACCAGGUGCUUUUAGCUGUUGAUCUUUACUGUAAAGGAAAGAAUGCAUGUGUUUUACCAGAAACAACGUAGCGCUCCACAUAUUUUCAUUUGGAGAUCACCUGUUACAUAUAUUUAUCACAUGAUGGUUGUUUUUUAUACUUUUUAUUUAUUGAUCUUAUUUAUUGGCUAAUGUAUGUAUAUAUUUAUUUGUUUAUUCCCUUACUCUUUAAUUCUGUGAUUUCCAACUACUGAAGCACUUGGCACAAUGCUUACAUAUGACUUUUUAAUGACGGGUGAGGGUGGGUGAAAAGGGUCUUUCAUUGACCCACAAAAAGCUUAUGUGUAUGUCCUUUUAAAUGUCUGUUUUCAGAUCAUUUAAAUUGUAAUAAUGUGUAUGUAUGCUUUCUACUGAUUCACCAACAGGAAUUCAGUUGGUCAUUUGCUUUGUUUGUCCACUAUAGUUCCUAUUCCUCCGGUCUCCCCUCAGAUUGUACACUGGAACUUAUUCAACAUGCAAACAAGCGAAAGCUGCUACUACAAACAGCAUAAAGCUGUAAAGACGUUGUGAGAUAAUUAAACAGUCAGAUGAUUCAAGCUCUUCAUGCAAGGCAUGCUGGUGUUGCAUUCUAUAUGCCCACAUCUUCCCCAACAUAAAACCUUUCCUGGUUGUAUCCUUAGUCAUGGAGGUGAGCUAAAGGUGAGCACAUGUGCUUUGCACCACUUAACUUUCUACUAUACCUGAGUCACGAUUUCAGAUCUAGGUGCCUCCAGUGUAGAGUUCAUAGCUUGAGGGCUAGUUUCUGAAUUUUAGGCAAUUCCCAUUUGUGAUUAGUGAAGUAAGUCUAAGUCUUUAGAGCUAAAUAUUAUUGUGAAGUCUUGACUAAAGGGUAAAUCCCACAAAAUCAUAAAGCAGGGAGACCCCCUACGUUUUUAAAGAAAAGCACUACCAUAGUCAGUGUGCGUUGCAGGGAAAUGUCCCUGGUCCCCAUUUGCUGUUUUCUGUGGCUGGUAUUUUACUGUUACUUGAUUUUUACACACACUGCUCUUAUGGGGUUCUUCUCCUCAACAGUUCUAGUUGGAGUCAUGGUGGACUUUUAAUCUUCAGUGUGUGGUGUGUGAAUGUGCUGUGUGUUUGUGCUCGUGCUUUGGAUGGGUGAACAACUGAUUUUGAACAACCGGAGACGGUAACACUAUCGGCCUUAAAGCAGUAAUUAUAGGAUAUUUUGAACGAAGUUUGAUUAAGUUAAUAUGCAACACUGCAAUAACUUGUCAUAACAGGAUUUUCCUACUCCAAAUAAAGUAAUGCAAAAUGGAA